Messenger RNA from Dermatophagoides farinae (American house dust mite), 1562 nucleotides. It is a transcript of the gene wcd, whose product is annotated as U3 small nucleolar RNA-associated protein 18 homolog wicked. Gene Ontology annotation, molecular function: protein binding. Gene Ontology annotation, biological process: rRNA processing. Lineage: Eukaryota; Metazoa; Arthropoda; Arachnida; Sarcoptiformes; Pyroglyphidae. Gene Ontology annotation, cellular component: small-subunit processome; Pwp2p-containing subcomplex of 90S preribosome. The record is from RefSeq and is a predicted model, not a curated record.
AUGAAUAAAAAAAUUUGUGUGGUAAAUAUAGACAUUGACGAUGAUGUUGUUAAUGUCGAUGAUUAUAAUAAUAAACAUGAAGAAUUACCAAAUGAUGUUGAUGUUGAUGAUGAUGAUGAUGAUGAUCGAUUCGCAAAACAAUUCAAGACAGAAUUGUUUGAAAAAUCUCAUGGUGAUGACAAACAAAAUAAAGAUUCGUUGAAACCUGUUUGGUUCGAUGAAGAUGAUGAAAUCGAUGCAUCCAAAGCGUUUGAAGGAUGUAGCAAGAUGCCCAAAUUGGUCAAAUCAAAUGAUAAUUAUCGUCAAUACCUGGAACGUAAAUUUACUGAAAUUCAUGAGCCACCAAAUUGGGCACGAAAAACUUCGAAAAAACAAUCUGGCAAACAUGAUAAACAACGAAAAGUUUCUUCCGAUGAUGAUGACGAUGAUGACGAUGAUGAUGAUAACAUCCAAGUUGAUCAAAUUGCUUAUGACAAUUUAAAAUCAUGUCGUUUCCAUUUGAACAAAGAAUUUUUACGUGUGAAAAAAUGUCCUCAUCUCAACAUAUCCAGUCGUAUAAAAACAUCAUUGAAUUGUGUGAAUUUUCAUUCAAAUUCCACUGUUGCAUUGAUUGGAUCACCAAUUGGAUUGGUUCGAUUAUUUCAAGUUGAUGGCAAAUUGAAUUCAAUUAUUCAAUCAAUUUAUUUCCAAGGAUAUCGAUUAUGUGAUGCACAAUUCAUAUCGGCCAAUGGACAAGAAGAAAUUAUAGUCGGUUCCGAUGGAUCAAAUACUAAAUGUCAUGGUUUCUGUUAUUUUUACGAUAUGUUAGCUGGCAAAAUUAUUCGAAUUCGUCUGUCCAAAGGUGGUAAACAUCGAUAUUCAUUACGUGGAUUUCAAAUAUCACCAAAUGGUUCUUAUUUGGCUGCAUGUGAUCAAAAUGGCAAUAUUAAUUUGCUUUCAGCUUCCAGUAAAGAAUUAAUACAAGAAAUGAAAAUCAAUGGCGAUGUCAAUUGUUUAUCAUUCAGUCCUGAUUCCAAUUAUAUAAUUGCACAUGGCCAACAAACUGGCUGUCAAGCAUUCAUAUUCGACAUACGAAAUGCACGUAAAUUCAUACCAUGUGUGAAUCGUUUUAAUGAUCCAGAUACAAUUAUUGCUACGGCAAUGGAUUUAAGUCCAACUGGAAAUUUAUUGGCAAUCGGUUCAAAUAUGGGCACCAUAAAUUUAUAUCGUUUUGAUGAUAUAAUCAAACAAACAAAUCCAAUGCCAAUAAAAUCGAUUAUGAAUUUGACUACGGCCAUCAGUUCACUGAAAUUCAAUCAUGAUGGCCAAUUAUUGUUGCUAGCAUCCGAUCAAAAAAAUGAUGCAAUUCGAUUUUUAAAUACAAAUUCAAUGACAGUAUAUAAAAAUUUUCCACUAUUUGUUGGCGGUAACAGUGGCCGUACAUAUGGAAGAAUUUUCGACAUUGAUUUUUCACCACACAGUGGCUAUGCAUCAUUUGUAACCGGGUCCGGUAGUGGUCAUUUAUUUCGAAUAACUGAAUAUUCAAGUUAUUAAAAUUAAAUUUCAUUUUUUUAAAAUUUAAA